AUGCCUCUUCCUGUCUCCUUCCCCGACAGUAAGCAGUACCAUGGUGGAUGGAGAUACUCUAGGAGGGAGAAGGAUGCACAUGAGAAAGUGCGCAGCACCAAGCAGAAGCACAGAGUCCUCACUGACCAGCUGCCAUCCAUGCCUCCCAAAAGUCAGAGAAACCAAUGGCUGCUGGUCCUCGGGAUGACUUCUUUGGAUCAGAUCUGCCGACUUGAGCGCCAGUUGUCUGCAGAACAGUACCAGGGAACUCUCUUCGCCAAUCAGCCAAUGAUGUUCAUCACACCAGCCAGCAGCCCCCCCAGGGCCAAGCUGUGUGAACUGGUCCAGCUGUGCGGAGGCCGGGUCAGUGGAACCCCUCGCCAGGCCAGCAUCUUCGUUGGGCCAUACAGUGGAAAGAAGGAUUCAACAAUCAAGUAUCUGUCAGAAAAAUGGAUCUUAGAUUCAAUCACUCAGCACAAGGUCUGUGCCUCUGAAAACUACCUACUGCUGCAAUAAGAGAGACAUCUGCAUUUCUUCAGACAGCUCAAAGCUGGCUUUGGGCAUUUAGGUGAAAAGCAAUUGUGAAGAGAGGGAAUGGACAUGAAAAGGAUGACAAUAUCACAUGUCUGCCUUAUGUGCGUUUUAGUUUUUAUCUUAAAAUUUCCUUUGUAUAACUUUCUGAUGAUGACUGAAUUUGUGUUUCAGAGAAGCAUCGGCUGGCUCUCUCUGGGUCUUUUUUAUAUAGUGACUAUUUUAGUUGUGAUCAUCGUUAAAAAUUACAGAACCUUUGUCAUUGAAGCAACGUACUGCCAAAUAAAAACUGAAAAUCCA
Tupaia belangeri chinensis (Chinese tree shrew) is the source of this 810-nucleotide messenger RNA. It is a transcript of the gene MCPH1, whose product is annotated as microcephalin 1. Bases 1 to 495 code for a protein of 164 amino acids. The transcript is spliced from 4 exons. The record is from RefSeq and is a predicted model, not a curated record. Gene Ontology annotation, biological process: mitotic cell cycle. NCBI's taxonomy places the organism in Eukaryota, Metazoa, Chordata, Mammalia, Scandentia, Tupaiidae.